CUCACAAGGAGAAAAGCGGACUUGUGCUUCUACUAACCCUCUCAAAUCAUCAUCUAGAUCUAACUGCUUAUUCAAAGGAGAAAACUCAUUGGAAUGAAAAGGACAGCUUCAGCUUCUGCUCCUGCUUGCUCCCCUCCUCCUCAGGACCCUUCUUCUCUGGGUCUCAGCUGUUGCAUUUAUGAAAACAAGACACUCGAUUAUGUUCAACUCAUCGUUGUCCAAGCUCUGUCGGAAACCUCAUAAUUCCAGCACGGCUUACAUCGACCCAACAACUUCUGCUACGAGGCUUGAAGGAUGAUUGCACUUUAAAGGUGUGUGCGUUGUGUAUUGUGUCAGUUGAGCUGGGGUUGGUGGACAAUUGAUCACCAUGAUUGGCUUGCAAACAACAAGUUGCCAUUCUAAACAUGAGUCAUACGGCUGUCCAAGGGGAGCAGGCUGAUUGGGUUAUUCAAUGCCCUGGUCCUGCUGUGGUUAAAUCUGAAAUGGAAGGGGUCUAAGUGUCAGUGCUGAUUCUGUUUUGCCUGUUGAACAUUACAGGUAAUGACAUUUUUGCUUGGACACAGUGUGUCACUUGGUCACUGAGAUCUUUUUAAAGGUAGAAGAGGGGGGGUCAACUAAGAAAGACCUUUGAUGUUAACCCUGGGUUUUACACAUAAGAGACAAAAUUCUUAAAACCUCCCAAAACACCUUACUUCUAACUCCGCUUCUUACUAUUAAGCCCCAAACCAAAGUUUCAUUUAUUUCAAUUAGUAUUUUGUUUGCGUGUGUGUGUUGUUCUUUGUGCUACUGACACUGAUUUCAAGUGGGAUAGGGUUUGAUGCAUAUUAUUAUUAUAUACGGGGGUCUUUUCUUGCUGCUGCUCCCAGUGUUUCAUUUCUUUUGAGGGUUUUCGCUAAUGCUAGCUACUCCACGACACAGGUAUUGUUAUAAGCUAGUUUGAAUAUCAGGUGAAACCAAGUUAGAGAUUUUAUUUUUGAGAGACUGAAUCAUUGCAGUUCGUUGCAUAAUGGUAUUCUGUGCCCAUGCUGAUUCGGCCAAGCCAACCUUUUUGCGUAUUUAUUUUUGUUUUUUAGACAUUUUUUAAGACAAAUUCAAAUACAUUUUUACUAAUUAUAUGUUAAAAUUGUUAUUGUUAUGGCAGCUUAUUCAAAUCAUAUAAUGGUGAUAAUGCCUCAGACCCACUGCAAAUUAAUUUCAGAUGAACUGAAUAGUUUUAUUUUGGAGGUUGAAGGAGCUGUAUAGUUUUCUCAUUUUUCUCCCACCGUCUUUCUUCUAUCACCCUUGGGUAUUGAGAUUGCAAUGAAUUGCUGCCAACUGUAUUGCUGUUAAAGGUGAGUUCCCUGAACAUAAAACCAGGAAAGUCUAUGAACAGCUUUAACCACAACCACUCUACCAUAUAUAAAGGGUGGCUGUAGCUCAGGAGGUAGAGCAGGUCAUCUACUGAUUGGAAGGUUGGUGGUUUGAUCCCUGUUUCCUUCAGUCUCCAAAUAUCCUUGGGGCAAGAUACUAACUAUGCAUCCAUUGAAGUAUGAAGGUGUGAAUAGUGGAUAGAAAGAAUAAAAGAAAGUGUGAACUGGUGAAUGUGGCAUGUUGUAUUAAGUGCUUUGAGUUCUCUGGGAGAGCAGGAAAGCGCUAUAUAAGAAUCAGUCCAUUUACCAAUACAGCUGUAGGUUAGAUGCAAAAUUAAGGCUUUUCAAUGUAAUUAAUAAAAUUAUAUAUUUUAAUUUAUUUAUGUUUUAAAAUGUUUUUAUUGUACUUUAUUUUAUAAAUCUUUAAGCUUUAAGCUCUCACUGCUGUCUUAUCCUUGGGCCAGAAAAGAUUAGGUGCUUAUGUUAUACAGCUAUAAUGUAUCUGAAUCAAGAGGAUGAUAACGAUGCUGAAGGUGCAUGCAUCUGGGAAUAAGUGUUGCAAUAUUGUAUUUGCUUUUUACCCCCCUCACACUUACAUGGAUAUAUGAUGGGUGAGAGAGGAGGAGGAAGACAUGAAGCUUGAACGAGGAGGGAGGGAGGAGAGUGACGGUGAUGGGGGGGUGUCGUUGAUUGUUUCUCAUAUUUCAAGAGUGGUCCCGCAGACAGAUCACCAUACAAACCCACAGGGUGCUCGGGGCUCUGUGUGUCUGUCAGUGGAGCCAAGGAGGGUGGGAGGGCUUUCUAUAACUCAUAGAUUGCCAGUUCCUCAUUUUUUUCUCUCUUAAUUAUAUCUAAUAUUUUCCUCUUAAUCUUAAAAAGCUUUUCCCCCCUUCUGUUUGUCUCUUGCUUUGAGUCUAACUUAUCAAGGAAGGUCUGCGUAAAUAUGAUCAGCAUCAGUUUACAGCACACUAGAGAACAUCAGCACUGGAAUUAAAUCCAAACUGACAUCGGGGUUCAGCUAUUAUUUCUAAAAGACUCGUCAGCUUUACCUACCGAGAUUUCACCUAUUACCAUUUUACACCGUGAUGUCCUCAGUUGUAGCCCCAGAAAAACCCACCUCCAACACGAUGGGUCCAAAAGAGGUGGAGCUGAUACUUGUAAAGGAACAAAAUGGGGUUCAGUUCACAUCGACCACCUUAGUGACUCCAACUCCGACUCAGACUAACCCCAGUGGGGAGGAAGAGAGAGAGACCUGGGGAAAGAAAAUUGACUUCCUCCUGUCGGUGAUCGGAUUUGCCGUGGAUCUGGCAAAUGUCUGGAGGUUCCCUUAUCUCUGCUACAAAAAUGGAGGAGGUGCAUUUCUGGUGCCGUACCUGUUUUUCAUGGUGAUAGCAGGCAUGCCUCUCUUUUACAUGGAGCUGGCUCUGGGUCAGUAUAACAGAGAGGGGGCAGCAGGAGUCUGGAAGAUAUGUCCCAUAUUUAAAGGCGUAGGCUUUACAGUGAUCCUCAUCUCCCUCUAUGUUGGUUUCUACUAUAAUGUCAUCAUCUCAUGGGCAAUGUUCUACCUCUUCUCCUCAUUCACUGGCGAGCUACCGUGGGUCCAUUGCAACAACACGUGGAACAGUCCAAACUGCUCUGACUGGGCUGACAAUGGCUCAGUCAGUGACAUUUACAAAGCCACCCCGGCUCAGGAGUAUUUUGAAAGGGCAGUACUCCAUAUUCAGGACAGUAACGGCAUUGAUGACCUGGGUCGUCCACGUUGGCAGCUGACUUCCUGUCUAGCUGUGGUUAUUGUUCUGCUCUACUUCAGUCUCUGGAAGGGAGUCAAGACUUCUGGCAAGGUUGUGUGGAUCACAGCCACCAUGCCCUAUGUGGUCUUGACUGUGCUGCUGCUCCGCGGAGUCACCCUGCCUGGAGCCAUUGAUGGCAUUAAGGCCUACCUCUCCGUGGACUUCCUAAGACUCUGUGACGCCAAGGUCUGGAUUGAGGCAGCAACGCAGAUCUGUUUCUCGCUGGGAGUGGGGUUUGGUGUGCUAAUUGCCUUUUCCAGCUACAACAAAUUCAGCAACAACUGUUACAGGGACGCCAUCAUUACCAGCUCCAUCAACUCUUUAACAAGUUUCUUCUCUGGAUUUGUGGUUUUCUCCUUCCUUGGGUACAUGUCCCAAAAGCACAACGUGGCUCUAGACAAAGUUGCAAGAGACGGCGCUGGAUUAGUGUUUGUCAUUUACCCCGAAGCCAUUGCAACACUACCCGGGUCAUCAAUUUGGGCAGUUAUCUUCUUCAUCAUGCUGUUGACUCUGGGCAUUGACAGUGCAAUGGGUGGCAUGGAAUCGGUGAUCACGGGGCUAAUUGAUGAAUUCAAAUUCCUCCACAAGCACAGAGAGCUGUUCACCCUCUUUAUUGUUGUUGCCACUUUUCUCAUAUCCCUCUUCUGUGUUACAAAUGGAGGGAUGUAUGUGUUUACUCUGCUGGACCACUUUGCAGCAGGAACAUCGAUUCUGUUUGGAGUGCUUAUUGAAGCCAUCGGCAUAGCGUGGUUCUAUGGAGUGGACCGUUUCAGUGAUGACAUUGAGGAGAUGAUUGGCCACCGACCAGGCAGGUACUGGAGGCUGUGCUGGAAGUUCGUCAGUCCCUGCUUCCUCCUGUUCAUGGUUGUGGUGAGCUUUGCCACAUUUAACCCUCCAAACUAUGGCUCCUACAUGUUUCCUGCAUGGGCUAACAUGCUUGGGUGGUGUCUGGCCAUGUCCUCAAUGACCAUGGUGCCUCUCUAUGCCAUCUACAAACUGUGCACACUGCCUGGAAAGUUUUGCGAUAGAUUGGCUUAUGCCAUCACCCCAGAGACAGAGCAUCAUCUGGUAGACAACGGGGAGGUCCGGCAGUUCACUUUGCAUCACUGGUUGGUGGUCUGAGGGCUACAGAGAGAGUGGGAAAGAGAGAGAGAGAGUGCGAGAGAGAGGAUGACUGCAUGGACACUGAGUGAAUGCAUGCACAGUAAAUGUCCAAGGAACAAAGAAGAGGAGAGCAGUUUAUUUUAAAAAAAUGAUAAUGGUGGUGGGAAGUUUAAAAGUGCCAAGAAAAAAAACACACACACACAAUGAAAUCGUAGUGUUCUUUAAUUUUCUGUGAAGCUGUGCAUUGGACAUCUCCACCAUUUAAUUACUGCUAGUGAAUGGGAUUCAGUUAAACAGUUCAUGUGGUGUUCAGCCCGCUCCUUUCCAUAAAUGCAAAAGUCCCUGAAUGCAGCUUGCUAAGUAUCAGUGUGAGAAAUGUUCUUGGAAUUUUUUGCAUUAGCCAUUCCCAAUAACGACCAAUGAAAGCUCCAAGAAAAUGAAUGCAGUAUGUGUUAAUGCGCAUGGAUAUUUGUCAACAUGACAACUGUGGAAGAUGUUGAGGUGCUACACACAACAAUAUCACGAUUUAUUUAUGUUGGUUUGUUUCAUUUUCAGUUAGCUGAUAAAGUUCAAACAGCAUGUGGCCUUUAUUUUCAUUACCUUUAUGUUUUUAUUGUUGUUAUUGUUCUGGGUGAAAAAUCUUCAAAUAUUCAGCGGUUAGAAACAAUUGAAAUGCUGAGCGCUCAAAGUUUUACUGAAUCCCAGUCCAUAUUAUGUUAACGUCUCUAUAUAUCUGUUUGCUGUUUCUGUUAAAAGACUGUUAUGAGGUUAGGAUUCCUGCAGAACAUAUUUCACCAGGUCUUUCCUUUAAUUCCAAUUCCAAUAUUUCAUUAAACUAAAAUGACAUCAGAGUAAAAAUGAGCUUUUACUCUGAGCUCAUUCACGAACAUAAAGGACCGAAAACAUUUCACUUCUCAUCACAACGUUAUUCUUUAAGUUAAAAAUCACAAAAUACGCUGAAGAUGAAACUGUCAUUUAUUACAGCUGCCCUGGAGUCACAUGAGCUCAACACCAGUUCUAAAGUUUAAAAGAACGUACCGAUAGACAAAAAAAAAAGCAUUAGCCACGCUGCUGAUUUAAUCGACCAAAGAGCACAGUGAGUUAAAAUAAUUUCAGAUAUCUCAUCAUCUAAUGAGAAUAUUUUGCCAAGGGACGUACUUUCUUUUAAACUGUACACAGCUCAUCUUAGAAGAUCAUUAACUCUUCACACAUUGUAACAAAUCGUGUCCCCACCCCUUCCUCAAAAGUUUCAGGUUGUGAUUUGGCGACAAUGACUGUCACAUUUCCUCCAGAAAGCAUAAAGCUUUAAUUUCAUAGUUUACACAGUCUUAAUCUGUAUUUCAAGACUGUUUGAAAGCUGCUUUUUAUUGAACUUCAAAUAAAUAGUGUGUAAUGUAACAAACUGAUAUAUCUGUGUAAGUAAAUGUAAUGUAGAGAGCCUUGUAUUGUACUGUAUGAUAUUAAAUAACUAACCACAAACACACAAACACACAUAUAUCCAUGUAAGAUUACAUACAUUUUCUUCCUCUUGCAAACUCUUUCUGUUUAAUCAGAAAACAAGUAAUCCUUCCCAAACAGGUCAAUGAUGACUUGUUAUCACUCCUUAUGGUACAUGUAACACUAUGUCCCAAAUUGUAUGCCUGUGCUGCUGUACUGUGCCUUGUGGUGUUUACAACUGUAUAAUUUUGUUUUGUACUGUCAAAUAAAGUAUAAUUAAUUCAA
This is a messenger RNA of Oreochromis aureus, 5965 nucleotides long. RefSeq names its product solute carrier family 6 member 3 (gene slc6a3). NCBI's taxonomy places the organism in Eukaryota, Metazoa, Chordata, Actinopteri, Cichliformes, Cichlidae. Bases 2435 to 4261 code for a protein of 608 amino acids. Gene Ontology annotation, biological process: sodium ion transmembrane transport; dopamine uptake involved in synaptic transmission. Gene Ontology annotation, cellular component: neuronal cell body membrane; presynaptic membrane; neuron projection. Gene Ontology annotation, molecular function: norepinephrine:sodium symporter activity; dopamine:sodium symporter activity. The transcript is spliced from 17 exons. The record is from RefSeq and is a predicted model, not a curated record.